Pangasianodon hypophthalmus (striped catfish) is the source of this 1891-nucleotide messenger RNA. Its product is annotated as eukaryotic initiation factor 4A-II. Gene Ontology annotation, biological process: cytoplasmic translational initiation. Lineage: Eukaryota; Metazoa; Chordata; Actinopteri; Siluriformes; Pangasiidae. The transcript has 11 exons. Gene Ontology annotation, cellular component: cytoplasmic stress granule. The coding region runs from base 105 to 1340 and encodes 411 amino acids. The record is from RefSeq and is a predicted model, not a curated record. Gene Ontology annotation, molecular function: RNA helicase activity; translation initiation factor activity; ATP binding.
GUUUUUUGCCGGAACUAGAGAGAAUGAGCGAGUCGGCGGAUUGAUAUGUGUUGCGCACGCAGCGCACUUCCUCUUUAAGCGGGCGCUGAAGCUUCGGUCGGAUCAUGUCCAGCGGUUCUGCGGAUUAUAACAGCUCUAGAGACAGAGACCAUGGGGGCCCUGAGGGAAUGGAGCCUGAUGGUGUCAUCGAGAGCAACUGGAACGAGAUUACGGACAAUUUCGAUGAUAUGAACUUGAAGGAGACGCUCCUUCGCGGUAUCUACGCUUACGGUUUUGAGAAACCGUCAGCCAUUCAGCAGAGGGCAAUCAUUCCAUGCAUUAAAGGUUAUGACGUUAUCGCUCAGGCUCAGUCGGGAACUGGCAAGACAGCCACGUUCGCCAUCUCCAUCCUGCAGCAGCUGGAUGUGGAGCAGAAGGAGACCCAGGCUAUGGUGCUGGCUCCUACCAGAGAGCUGGCCCAACAGAUCCAGAAAGUAAUCCUGGCACUCGGUGAUUAUAUGGGUGCCACAUGCCAUGCCUGCAUCGGGGGCACGAAUGUGCGAAACGAGAUGCAGAAACUCCAAGCCGAGGCUUACCACAUAGUGGUCGGGACCCCGGGCCGUGUGUUCGACAUGUUAAACAGGAGGUUUCUGUCUCCUAAAUGGAUCAAGAUGUUUGUCUUGGAUGAAGCUGAUGAAAUGCUGAGUCGAGGAUUUAAGGAUCAGAUCUAUGAAAUUUUUCAGAAGCUAAGCACCAACAUUCAAGUCGUGCUUCUCUCUGCCACGAUGCCCGCUGAGGUUUUGGAAGUGACCAAAAAGUUUAUGCGGGAGCCUGUUCGCAUCCUUGUGAAAAAAGAGGAGCUUACUCUGGAGGGUAUCAAGCAGUUCUACAUCAAUGUGGAACGAGAGGAGUGGAAGUUAGACACACUGUGUGACCUUUACGAGACUCUGACAAUCACCCAGGCUGUGAUCUUCCUGAACACCAGGCGGAAGGUGGACUGGCUGACCGAGAAGAUGCACGCUCGGGACUUCACCGUCUCUGCACUGCAUGGAGACAUGGACCAGAAGGAACGUGAUGUGAUUAUGAGGGAGUUUCGAUCUGGAUCCAGCAGGGUGCUGAUCACUACAGAUUUGCUGGCUCGUGGCAUUGACGUGCAGCAAGUGUCUCUAGUCAUUAACUACGAUUUGCCGACCAACCGAGAAAACUACAUCCAUAGAAUCGGACGUGGUGGCCGUUUCGGCAGGAAGGGCGUCGCCAUUAACUUCGUCACGGAGGAGGACAAGAGGAUUCUUCGGGACAUUGAAACUUUUUACAACACUACAGUUGAGGAGAUGCCCAUGAAUGUGGCUGAUCUGAUUUAAAUAGCUGAGCUGGUUGCUCGUAAUGCAGUGCUCACUGUUGUUCAAUAAAACAGAGGCGCAUUGUCAUUAUUUUAUCAGAAACCAUAUUUGAAUUUUGUGGUCUCAAUGCUGAAAGUGGAAUGCUCAAAGUCUACUCCUUUAUGAGUGGACUGCCUGGGUAUGAUACUGACAUGGGUGCUUUAAAAUUAUUUCUUCAUAGGUAUUUUUCCUAGUAUAAUAAAAGUGUGUGUAUUAGAUGCUCUUUACCAUUUGAUAAUACAGUAUACCUGUGGACUGAAAGGUAUACGUGCUGUAUCGAGACAGCCAACUACGCGUGAUUAACUUAACAUCUGCAGUUAUUGUAGCACAAGGCUCACAUUUCCUGGCCUUUCUAAAUUAUAUAAGCACUUUAUCUUAGAUUAUUUUAUGCUUGUAUUAAAGCUGAUAAAUUAUUUAUAACCAUUAUGUGGUACAAGUUUUCUGAGCCAUUGUUUAGUAAUAACAAUAAAUAGCACUUCAUUGAUUAUGAAAUGUAUUUGAGCUGUCUGGAAAAUAAACAUGUUUGCUGGUGA